Messenger RNA from Pseudopipra pipra, 5046 nucleotides. RefSeq names its product G protein-coupled receptor 22 (gene GPR22). Gene Ontology annotation, molecular function: G protein-coupled receptor activity; peptide binding. NCBI's taxonomy places the organism in Eukaryota, Metazoa, Chordata, Aves, Passeriformes, Pipridae. Gene Ontology annotation, biological process: cellular response to hormone stimulus; G protein-coupled receptor signaling pathway. The coding region runs from base 3464 to 4765 and encodes 433 amino acids. The transcript has 2 exons. The record is from RefSeq and is a predicted model, not a curated record. Gene Ontology annotation, cellular component: plasma membrane.
UGAGGAGAAGCGACAAGGUAGGCUGUCAUUCUGCAAAAGCUGCCCAUCGCAAGCUUUCCUCUCAGAAGCACUGCUCUUCUUUUUUAGAAAGCUUGAAUCUCAGUGGUGUCUCUGGAGACAAGAAGCCUUCAGUAUGUUAAAUUACUUUCAUUAUGUAUUUUCAGAUGCUUAUUGAUUCUACCGUAGGAAGAGUGGGAGACUGCAGCAGCCUGUAAACCAGAACUAAAGCAGUUGUAUACAUUAGCAGUAUGCUGAAACAAUGGCACAGUACAGGCACAAAUUUUCAUUAAGGUCAUUUUUUGAAGAUAUGCUUAUUACCCUCUUUCCCUUCUACUCUGCUAACAAGUGAACAAAAUGAAUCCCUCCAACCUGGAACUGCUUCACCUGCAUCGAGAAUUUACCAAAUCUUUAGUGGAGGGCAUGCAGCAACUAAUUCAGUUUUACAACUGACAAUAUGAAGAAUGCAGUUGACCGGGUAUCUUUGUAGCUGUAUGACCUACAAGCAGCAGGAUGCAUCACUAAAAUGUAUUCUUAAGACAUAAAGGAAUUAGAAACAAAACAUGGAACACACUUGUAUUACCAUUUACGUGCAUGACACUUCAACAAUAUACAUGGAAGACUAACACAUCUGCUCAGAUUUUCAUUAAAAGAAGAGUGCAAUGAUUGAUUCUUAAAAUGGUGAGCAUUUCUUAAAGAGGGAUUUAUAAUUUAAAACCAGAAUUGUGGAAACUACUGAUGCAUGAAGAGACAAUGAAACAUGAAAUCUCAAAAGGAAAAUAUGCAUACUUCACCAGCAAGCUGAAUAAAGGUUUAACCAAGCUUUUUCUAUACUACUCAUUAAAUAACUUAUUUGUCAUAAUGACUAAUGGAUAUUUUUCCCUCAAUUUUAUGAUGCUAUGUAUUCUCCUUAAAUCAAAAUAAACCAAAUUAGGUAACUCAUGGUUACUCUCAAAGCACAUGAACUGGAUUUUAUGAUGUAUAGCAACUUCUUUGACUAAGCCAUCACUCAAAAGUAAUGAGCAGGAAUAUUACAGAAAGAAAUACGCAACCAUAAACUAAAGGAUGUCUACAUGCACUCUGAAAACAGAGAUCAGAAAUUAUUUCUCUUUAAACCUGGAAAAAAAAAGCAGGCUGCUACAAAAUGCAACAGGGGAAAGAAAUUAACGUCACUUAAAAGAAGGUUUAUUUGUUAUUGCUGGCUUGAAACUCAGAACAGACACACAGAAUAUGCCCUGCUCUGUAGAAGUAUCUGAGGCAAUUAAGAAGUCCCCGUGUUUAAUCAGAAUUUUUUGCCGCUGAACUGCAGGAACAAAAAAAAAGGAAAAAAAACCUGCAAGGAAUGAAAUAAGAGCCCAGCCACCACUUGAUUUCCAGGUUACAUGUCAAAAAUCUCUCAGUUGCACCAUGUAUCAAUUUAUGACAAGCUGCUGCCACGAUCUGAAAGGCCCUUGAGGCUCAGAGAACAGGUAGGUCGGCAGUCCGUGCCCCCACCUCUGCUCAGCACUUGCAGGGAGCAGGGACUUACCCAGACAGGCGAUGGAUGCGCGGGGUAAAUGAGCUCCCUGCCUUCACGUUUCUGCUUUUAUUUAACUGAAAUAGAAUCAAUGCAACAAGGAGGUGAUGUUUAAUCUAUUCAUUAAGACUCUGCACAUCUGAACUUCUCUGUUUUCACAAAAUUUCAGUUGGCAUAAUGUUACGGUGAGACUGUCAUUUGUUUUAGCAGAUCUGCUUUUGAUUUCCUCCUGGCUUUUGCUAAUACAAAAGAACUUCAUUUAUCCAGCAAUGCAUUUGGAAUGGUUUCUUGAAAUCCAUUCACAGUCAGGACAGCAUACACAGAGGAGAUUGUAUUCCUGAGGGUUAAUAUAAACAGAAUAGAGGUUGCCUAAAUUAGAAAUGAAACAAAGCUUUUGAAAUACUUUUUGUUUCAUUUCACACCUGAGAUUAAUAUAUUUUAAUUUACAUCUUCUUUUAUUUAAAAGGCACAUGUGAAAUAGCUGUUGAAGAAUAACAAGAAUUUCCAUCAUACAAUUUGCAAUUAAUAGUAUUGUUCAAUUGAGGCUUUUCAGAACUGCAGAUGAAAUCCAUUUGCAUACUGUAUCCCAAGUGUGCUUAAUUCAUACCUUCAUUUUAAAAGAGCUCAUUUUUGUUCACCUUAGUGCUAUCCAUUUUAAUGUAUUCAGAAUAGAACAAAGGUCGGCAUUCAAAGUUAUUUUCAUGCCAAGUACGUCCCCUCUUAAAUUUAAAGCUACCUAAAAAAAAUAUAAACCCUCAAGUAUUAUAGCAAGAAAUUGAAUAACCUCUUUUAUUUAUUCACUCAAUUAUAAACUCAGGAGCUGCCUGACAAAAUAAACAAUACAAACAUCAGGUAUUACAUGCAGAUGCUACAUUUACAAUUCACCAGCAUGUGUAAAACAAAGCAGGUGAGCCACAAAAUAAAAAAUCUCCUAGAUGUAAGAAAUGCUACUUUUUUUAACCUCACUUAUUCCUAAGAGAAACAUGCUAUGUAUGUAAAUCUGCUGGAUUUAACUGCAGUUUGUAAAAAAACCAACCAAACAAACAAAAACCAAAACAGAAAUCAAAACCAAAACCCAAAAGGAACAAUUUUCUAAGUAUUAUUUUCUAAAAUUAUUUUCUUAAAUCUAUUCUGGAAUAAAAUUAAAUACUCAGCCACUCCAUGUAGGUGCUUAUUUCUUGAAGAAAUUGAAUACUCAAAUCAGAAAAAGGAAAUGUAGUAUUUUAUAAUAAACUCCAUUUCCCCAAACCCACAUAAAUUUUGCAUUUGAAAUUUUAUAUACUUAUAUAAAAUUGUUGCAGUGGUAAGCAUCAUACAUGCAGAUAAAAGAUAAAAAAAGUGAACAGAAAAUUUCAAGCUCUGUAAAAAUCUCCUGAAUUACAGAACUUCCAUUUCAGCCCACAACACAACUGUAAAUUUCAUAAGAAAGAGGUGGCUAAAUUGGCAUAAAUAAUUAAAAUGUUUUUUUUAUGAUAUAUAAGCAACAGUGAACCAUGUUCCUAUCACUUUCUUUUUCCACAAGAGCUUUUUAAAAUGAUCUUGAGCACUAAUUUGUUAAUACUUAACAACCUGCUCCUAAAAUGACCCUCAAAGCAAUACAAAGGCUAUGCACAAGUACAGUUUAUUCAACAAAUGGGCCUUUUGUGAAAAACCACAUCACUAUAAACAAAGCCUUGCCUCCUUAAGUGGAAGCUUUUCACUUUUUUUCUUUUUUUUAAGCAAAUCCUGCUUUCUUUUUAAAAGGAAAGACCUUAUUCUAGAUCCUCAGGCUUUUGAGUCCGUGCCAACUAAAGCUCUAAACAUACUGUAAAUGAAGAGUUUGGUAAGAAUAGUUGCUUUUCCUCUCUCCUCCUUCCCCAGGAUUUGUCUAAAAUAAGUGUUAAAAAAAGAAAUCAAAUAGAUCCAUAUUUUAUUUCACCUUUCAGGAGAAAAACCAACUGCAACAAAAGAAUGUGUUUCUCCCCCAUUCUGGAAGUCAACAUGCAGUCUGAAUCUAACAUUACAGUUCGAGAUGCCAUUGAUGACAUCGAUACCAACAUGUACCGACCACUGUCAUAUCCAUUAAGCUUUCAAGUUUCUCUCACUGGAUUUCUGAUGUUAGAAAUUGUUUUGGGACUUGGCAGCAACCUCACCGUGCUGGUACUUUACUGUAUGAAAUCCAACUUAAUCAAUUCUGUCAGUAACAUAAUUACAAUGAACCUUCAUGUACUUGAUGUAAUAAUUUGUGUGGGAUGUAUUCCUCUAACUAUAGUUAUCCUUCUGCUUUCACUGGAGAGUAACACUGCUCUCAUCUGCUGCUUCCAUGAGGCUUGUGUCUCUUUUGCAAGCGUUUCAACUGCAAUCAACGUCUUUGCUAUCACCCUGGACCGAUAUGACAUCUCCGUAAAACCUGCCAAUCGAAUUCUGACCAUGGGAAGGGCUGUGAUAUUAAUGACAUCAAUAUGGAUCAUUUCACUUUUUUCCUUCCUGAUUCCUUUCAUUGAAGUCAACUUUUUCAGUCUUCGAAGUGUAAGUACUUGGGAAAAUAAGACACUCCUGUGUGUGAGUACAAACGAGUACCACACUGAACUAGGAAUGUACUACCACAUUCUCGUUCAGAUUCCAAUAUUUUUCUUCACUGUUGUAGUAAUGCUAAUUACAUACACCAAAAUACUCCAGGCCCUAAAUAUUCGGAUUGGUACAAGAUUUACAACAGGACAAAAGAAGAAAGCCAGAAAGAAAAAAACUAUUUCUCUGACCACCCAGCAUGAGACUACAGAUGUGUCCCAGGGCGGUGGAGGGAAAAACGUUGUCUUUGGUGUAAGGACUUCCGUGUCUGUCAUAAUUGCUCUGCGCCGAGCUGUAAAACGGCACCGGGAGCGACGGGAACGGCAAAAGCGAGUCUUCAGAAUGUCCCUCUUGAUUAUCUCAACAUUCCUUCUCUGCUGGACACCCAUUUCUGUUUUAAACACCACCAUCUUAUGUUUGGGCCCAAGUGACCUUUUGGUAAAGUUGAGAUUAUGUUUUCUAGUAAUGGCAUAUGGAACAACUAUAUUUCACCCUCUACUUUACGCAUUCACAAGGCAAAAGUUUCAGAAAGUUCUGAAAAGUAAGAUGAAAAAGCGAGUGGUUUCAAUAGUGGAAGCAGAUCCCAUGCCAAAUAACGCUGUAAUACACAAUUCAUGGAUAGAGCCUAAAAGGAACAAAAAGAUUACCUUUGAAGACAAUGAAGUAAGGCAGAAAUGUUUAGUACCUCAGGUUGUCACUGACUAGAUUUCAGUAUUCACCAAAACACAUCAAACGGAAUAUUUGAACAAACUGUAGAAAAAUACUGCCAAAUAAGAAAAAAAACUUUUUUAACUAUUGGCGAGACUGUAUAUUUUCAAUAUGUAUGUUAAAUAGAUUAGAUCUUGUAUAUUCAAUUUCUUCAUUAUGUAAGAUAUAUGUUGCAUGGCUGUUUGUUAGCGUAACACCAUGUGUAUAUUUGUCAAAAAUAUUCAAGUCCUCUUUUUUUAGAAAAUAAAUAGCCUUAAAGAAGUGCAAACUUUUAAAAA